AUGGCGAGCACCGGCACUCCUUUUGACGUGCAAGAACUGAUGUCGAGGUUUAUGUUUGACCUGGCUACUAUGUCUCUCUUUGGUGUGGAUCCUGGCCUCCUAUCAUUAGACAAACCACCCAUGGACGUUGUGGUUGCUCUGAACACAGUCAUGGAGGUGGAAUUUUUCCGGCACACCAUGCCAUCUUCUUGCUGGAAAUUAAUGAGGUGGCUAAACAUCGGUCCCGAAAGAAAGCUCUGCACAGCGCACAAAGUGCUACGAAGGUUCCUCGUGGAGAUGAUGGAGAGGAGGAAGAUGGAGAUGAUGGAGAGGAGGAAGAUGGAGAUGAUGGAGAGGAAGAUCAACACAUGUCAUUUUGGUAGUGACGACGAACAAGAUGGUGUGGAUAUUAUGUCUUCCUACCCAAACUACGUUGACGAUGACUUGUCCUAUGCCAAGAACAUUGGCUACAUGCUCGCUGCAAGGGACACAAUUGGAACAACCCUGACAUGGAUUUUUUACAACCUUGCCCAGAACCCAAACAUUGUGUCAAUCAUCCGGAGUGAACUCUGGCCCAUUGCAUCAUGCAAAGUAGCAUCCAGUGUGGAUGCCAUGAUGAUCUUCGAGCCGAACGGAAUCAAAUCUCUAGUCUAUCUGAGAGCCGUCUUGUACGAGACUCUUAGGUUGUACCCACCGGCACCUUUCGAGCGCAAGACGGUGGCCGCCGAUGAUAUUAUGCCGAGUGGCCAUGAGGUGCGCACCGGUGACACCAUCCUUAUUUCUCUCUACUCCCUGGGAAGAAUGAAGGGCGUGUGGGGUAAUGCCUGUCUCAACUAUAACCCAGAUAGGUGGCUCUCGGAAGAUGGAAACAAUCUGAGGUACGUACCAUCUCACAAGUUCUUAGCCUUCAACUCGGGCCCUAGGAUAUGCCUUGGGAAGGAAAUUGCGGUUAUGCAGAUGAAGACCGUCAUCGCCUCAGUGUUGUGGAACUUUGAUGUGGAGGUGAUGGAAGGGCAAAGCAUCCAGCCCAAGCCAUCUUGUAUACUGGAGAUGAAAAAUGGGCUCAUAGUUAAGCUAAAGAAGCGAGAGGUGUAA
Molecule: messenger RNA, 1074 nt
Organism: Triticum turgidum subsp. durum (durum wheat)
Lineage: Eukaryota; Viridiplantae; Streptophyta; Magnoliopsida; Poales; Poaceae
Source: the annotation of a GenBank genome assembly